This is a messenger RNA of Cryptococcus wingfieldii CBS 7118, 441 nucleotides long. RefSeq lists its product as hypothetical. The transcript has 2 exons. The record is from RefSeq and is a predicted model, not a curated record. Lineage: Eukaryota; Fungi; Basidiomycota; Tremellomycetes; Tremellales; Cryptococcaceae. Bases 1 to 441 code for a protein of 146 amino acids.
AUGGCCCUGGCGGCUGCGGGCACCAUGCCCGAAUACCUCGGCCACAUUCGGUCUAUGCAAGACGCCUACGACUUUGUCAAGAACAAGUCCAGCUGGAUUGGUCCCAACCAUUCGUUGGUGUUUCAACUUGUAGACUUUGCCCGCAACCUCACGUCCCUUCUUUCUCUUCACUAUUCUGCCGACCCUGCCGAACACAUUCCGACUUCCUUCCCCACCUCUGCCGAUGCCGAGCUGAGCGAGGCCGAGUGGGCCCGUCGGCGACGCGAGUUUGACGAGAGCGAGCAUCUCGACCACAGUAGCUCCAUGGGGAGCGAGGGGAGAAGGUUGAGUGAUGAGAGCGGGAGUGGGAGUGACUGUAUGAGCCCGGAAGAAGCGGGGGACGAGGCGAGAAGGCUGGAUGAGGCAAUGUUGGCCAGAAGGGCGUUGAAAGAAGCUGUCUGA